Messenger RNA from Drosophila obscura, 3750 nucleotides. RefSeq lists its product as uncharacterized. The transcript is spliced from 7 exons. Bases 114 to 1172 code for a protein of 352 amino acids. The record is from RefSeq and is a predicted model, not a curated record. NCBI's taxonomy places the organism in Eukaryota, Metazoa, Arthropoda, Insecta, Diptera, Drosophilidae.
GAGCGAGCCCUAAAAAAAUUAAUAAAGACAUUAGUGCGUGUGGGCGUGUGGCUCAUUGGGGAAUAAAAACCAAGAACGAAAAAAGAGAUAGACGACUACGAACUACAGCUAAAAUGUGCGGACUGGAGCCGUAUAGCCAGCACCAGCUGGCGCCCCACCAUCAGAGGAGAUCCGCUCGCUGGCAGCAAAAGCUGGACCAGCACCACCAAUGCCAUCAGCAGCUGGAGCAACAGGCACCGGGAAAGGGAAGCCCCCACAGACAGACAGGCUCGGGGUCGUCGAGGACAGCCACCCAUGUGCAGAUUUGGUACAUUCUACAUGUGAUAUUAGUCCUAAUCGACAUUAGCAGCUCCCUGACAAUGACCGAGGUGAAGAUACCCAAUCACAUAAUGCGUCUGAAGAGCGCCACUCUGGGCUGUCGUUAUGCGCUGGACGGCGAGUCCCUGUACUCGGUGAAAUGGUAUAAGGAUGGACACGAGAUCUACCGCUAUGUGCCGCGAGAUAAGCCCCCCGGACAGGUGUUCCCCCUGCCCGGAGUCAACAUCGAUCUGCGUAACUCCUCGGACACACAGAUAAUCCUGCGACGCGUAACACUCCAAAGUUCUGGACUCUACCGCUGCGAGGUGUCCGGCGAGGCGCCCGCAUUCAACACCGUCUCCGAGUCCGAGACCAUGACCGUUGUGGUGACACCCAACCAUGGCCCAAAGAUAACUGGCGGACAGCCGCGAUACCAGAUUGGGGACACUGUCCGCGUCAACUGCACCUCGUCGCCGUCCAAGCCGGUGUGCCACCUGAGCUGGUUGAUCAAUGGGGAGCCGGUGCAGAAGGCCCAUUUGAGGCAGUACGACAAAAUAGUGGUCAAUCGGGAUGGACUGGAGAUGGCCCGCCUUGGCCUGGAGUUUCGAGUGCGACCCUUCCACUUUAAGCACGGAGAUAUGAAGCUGAAGUGCGUGGCCAAGAUCAGCUCGUUGUACUUGCAGAGCAACGAGGAGAGUGUGGAAAGCGAUCGCCAGCAGCGAGCACCGGCCCUGGAAUCCCGCGAAACGGUGGCAGCCAAAUCCAGCACUAUUGGUGCUGCCGGGUCAAGACUACCCUCCCAUCUCGUGUCGUUGCUGCCUCCAGUCCUGCUGCUUCUGCUGCUCCGGACCGGGCCCUGGUCGCGGGCGAGUUAACUAUCUUCGGCCUAAGCUGAGACUCUGGACAGAAAUCCGCGAAGAUAUACACACCUAUCAACUAGCAAAGCAGCUGAGUCCUAGUCAAUGUGGAAAAGCAAAACAUAUCCUAUGCCAAAAUCUCAAAGAAAACGAUAAAUAUGAAAAGAUAAACUAAAUCCUAGCCGCCGCGGCGGUUAAAUUCGAAAUUCAAUUGAUGUGCGUGUGUAUGUGUGUGUGUGUGAAUGGAAAUGGAAAUGCAAAGAAAAUUCGCAGAGCUAGAGCAAGAUAUAAUAUUGAAUGGAAUAUCGAAACGGAAGCGAAACGAAAGGAAAGGAAGGGAAAACUACUCAAAUCGAGCAUUUAAGCAGAGGCUAAGAAACUGUAUAUAAUUAUGCAUAAUUUAAGGCAAUUAUCGUUGUAAGGAAAAUCGUUGUUUAGGCAAAACUUGAGACAAGAUAAGAAGAAAUACAUUCGUUAAUCUUUUGUGAUAUUUUCUUGAUUUUUAAACGAAGGGAAAUAAAAUAUUAUAUAGACAACUUUUUAAUUUGAUUAUUUUUCCAUUCCAUUCCUCUCCUUCCUUUGUAUUUUAUCAACCUUUUUCGGGCAUAUCAAAAGCGACUAACAUUUCAAUUGUAAAAAAUAUGCAUCGUUUGCACAUCGAUCUACCUAUGAAAUCACAUCUAAAACUUACCCAAAAGAAACUUUGCAUUUACUUAUAAGAGCAACUAGCCUAAGUCCCUAAGCAAAUGUAAGAAAACUGUAAAGCAAAAAAUCGAAACUAAUUUUAAUUAAAUAAAAUAUCAAAAUACAUCAAAUGAAUCCAAAUAUACAAUUUGCAUUCCGUAAAUUCUUUAAAGAAAAGCAAAAUAUACAUAUAGUUAAAUUUGAUCAGAAAGCUGUAAAUAGACAGAGCCGUGAAAGUGGAAGCCAUGGAUUGUUGAAAACUUUCGAAUUUGGCAAAUGUUUCGAUGAAUAAAUAGAUCUGAAUGUACUACGAAUAAUGGAUGUAUCCCUGAGUGUAAUUGGAUCAAUCAGUGCCAGGCUGCCAGAUCCCAUUUGAAUGGAAUGGCCUUUUAAAAUUAAACUUUGCCCAAAGCAAUGAGACUAAUCACUGCCGAAUAACAAAGAAAGCUGGGAAGACUCCCCUGUAGCCUUUGGCCUUGCAAUUGAAAUGGGCAAUAGUCUUUCCCCUUGAAACAAUUUUUAAAUCUUCCAUAUUCCAGUAAAAUGUUUUAUUGAAUAUUGAAACAAAAGUAGACAAUGGUUUUUCUGUACGAAAAAGUCUUUUGGAGCAUGAGCCUCUUUAGAUUCUAAAGAUUAGAUUAGCUGAAUAUUCACUUAGAAUAAAUAUGUAAAAAAAAAAUUGAAUUUCAAAAGGAUUGUACCCAAAUCUCUUGGGGUAUGUUUGGCAAUCUAACAGGUGCAAUUGUUUUAUAUAUUCUACUGUUUGGAAAGUAUAAGUCUCCAUUGACAAGAUCUUUAAGAGCUUUCAGCUCUACAAUUUGUCUUCUAAGUAAGGUUGAAAAAGUAAUACCAAGCAUCCAAUAUUUUGUUCUAUUAAAAAAAGUUCAACGACUUCUGUAAUUUUUUUUUUUUUUUUUCUUUUACACGUUGAGUCACUUCUCUGAAAAUGUUGGCAUAAAUUUAUCCCUUGAGAAAUUAGCCACAUGCAUGAUACUAAUCCUUUGGCUUAUGCUAAUUUAUCUUGAGCUGAGUCAGAGGCCCCUGGGGUCGGUCCUCUCGAGCAGUUGAUGCCCAAAAAGUGGUGAAAAUUGACACAGACAUGCAUGAGGCGAAAAUGCGCAACAAACCGCAUUAAAUGCAUUCAAGUCCAAACAAACUAAACAGCCAACAAACAAAAGGCAGAAAGCAGUUCGUGACUCAUGCGAGAGAGGAGGGUGUACUGGGGCACGGGCAGGGGAAAGUGCUGGUGAGGGGAUUGCAUGUUUUGGGCCUGGCGUGUGAGAAAUGCAAUCCAUUCGCCUGGCGCGGCUCAUUUGCAUACAAAGCCAUUUCGUUGGUUCGAUUGUGGGCCAAAAGGAACAAAUGGCCAACAGCACGAGUAUCUCGGGCAUUUCUUUGAUAGCCAACUGGGCCACUGGCAGCUUGGCAUUGAUUGACCGGGUAGGGGCAGUACUCCUUCCUAUAAAUUAGCCAAAAUGAAUGUUUACUGUAUUGUACAUAGUCGGGGAGGAGUUUGAACUCAAAUGUCAUUAAAUCUUAAGCAGAAAGAAGCCCUGAACAGCCCUGUAAGCAUAUUCUCCAUUCAAAUCUAAGAAAAUCUUGUGCGUGUUGUAAAUUAAAAACAAAAUGGGACAACUUCAAAUGAAUAAACCCAAAGAAAAAAACCAAAACCAAACCCAAAUUGAAUUCAAACAAGAGAAAAGUGAGAAACAAAAUGGAACUCUCUUGUUGGAUUGGUUUAUAGCUAAGCAAAAUAUCGUAAACUUAACCUUCCAUCAUUCUCCAUUAUCUUUCACCAUUGAAUUUGGUUCACAUUUAUUUUCCCAUUUUUUUGUGAUUAAGAAUGAAUCAAAUGUUCAAUACGGAAAUUUAGUUUGUAAAACUGAAAAUGAAAAUGAUAAAUAAAAUAAGU